This is a messenger RNA of Lotus japonicus, 2307 nucleotides long. RefSeq names its product protein LATERAL ROOT PRIMORDIUM 1-like. Gene Ontology annotation, biological process: positive regulation of DNA-templated transcription. NCBI's taxonomy places the organism in Eukaryota, Viridiplantae, Streptophyta, Magnoliopsida, Fabales, Fabaceae. The record is from RefSeq and is a predicted model, not a curated record. The coding region runs from base 986 to 2032 and encodes 348 amino acids. Gene Ontology annotation, molecular function: DNA binding; DNA-binding transcription factor activity. The transcript is spliced from 2 exons. Gene Ontology annotation, cellular component: nucleus.
GAGAAACAAAGAAAGAAAAGAAGGAAAGGAAAGGGAAGGACUUGAGUGGGAAAAGCUCAGAGAAAGAAUAAGCUAAUAGAAGGAAGAGAAGAAGAUGAUGAUGAAGUGAAAGAGAGAGAGAAAGUAAAGAAAGAAAGAAAAAGGAACAUAGAAACACACACAGUGAGUGAGUUAGUGAGAAAAAGUCGUUAUUGCAUUUUCUCAUUCAUUCACUGCUCUCACUCUGCACACUCCAGAAAACUGAGUCCCCUCUCUCUCACUCACAAACCAAAACUUUUUCUUCCUCUGGUAAAAAGCCAAAGUGACAGUAAUACUAGUAGCAGCCAGCAGCAGAGAAACAUCAGAACAAGAAGCAGAGAAACAUCAGAACAAGAAGCAGAGAAAACAAACUUGUUCCUCUUCUUCACACACACACACACCCCACUUGCUACCAACACAAGAUCACAAUCAAACCACAUCUAAAACUUUCCAUCUUUUUCUUUAUUUCUUCCAAAAAAUUAAAUUAAAUUGUUCUUUCUCUGAUACACUUGCAGCAGCAGAGUGAGAGAGAGAGAGUAAGACCCCACAAUCACACAAAUAACACCCACAUUAGAUACUCUCACAGACACCAUAUAUAGUUACACAUAACUAAUUUUCCUUCCAACUUCUCAGAAGAUCUAUAUAUAAAUCUUCCACCUCCUUUAUUCAUCACCAUCAUAACAAAAAAUCAAAGACAUAAUUUGUUAUUUAUUUAUUUUUAUUUUUGAGAUAUUAUCAAACACUUUCAGUUGUGGCUACUACAAGGAGGUUGCAGCCUUCAGAUUCUGGCGCUUUUGCAGACUGGGCAGCAGCAACCGCUUCCUCCGCCGCCGCCGCCCGAGCUGACGACCUCUCGCUCGGUUUCAAUGCAGUCCCUGCCGCCGCCACCACCGGACCCUCCGCCGGAAUCUGGCCCGGCACUUCCAGGUCACCAUCUCUCAACUACGCCGGCGUUGCGCCGCCGGAGAUGGGCAUGUUCGUGGUGGCGCCUGCUUCCUCUUUCCACCACCACCACCAUCUUCAACAACAUCAUCACCACAUCCACGACAACAACAACAGCAACAACCCCAUCAUCUCCGAUCCUCAUUCUCUCAACCCUGCUACCGCGCUUGGUGUCGGUGUUAUCCCUCUUCUCACCGCCAUCGACAACGACAACGCAACCACCAACAUGCUGAGUAGAAGAAACCAAGGAAUUCAGUUCUGGCAGGAGCAACAAACCCAUCACCAUCAUCAAGGGCACUACAUGAAGAAUAAGCAAGGUAAUUUGCUCGAACACAAUGUUAGUUCCGGGAAUUUGGUUCAUCUUGGUGGUGGUGGUGAUGCCACCACCACCGGCGGGACCACCACGUGCCAGGACUGUGGGAACCAGGCGAAGAAGGAUUGUACUAACAGACGGUGCAGGACUUGUUGUAAGAGUCGAGGUUUUGAUUGCCCUACUCAUGUGAAGAGCACUUGGGUCCCUGCUGCAAGGAGGAGGGAACGGCAGCUCAUGACGGCGCCGGGGGCGGCGGCAGCGGUUGCAGGGUCUAGUGGUUCCACUUCCGGUACCAAGAAACCUAGGCUUGUUGGUUCGCAGACUAAUACUACUGCUUCUCACACUUCUACUUCUAACACCACUCCUCCUAGGAGCUUUGAAACUAGCUCUAGCCACCAAGAUGCGAGUUUCAAAGAGACAAUGCCUGGUCAAGUGCGUGCACCGGCGGUGUUCAAGUGUGUUCGGGUGACGGCGGUGGAGGAUGGGAAGGAUGAGUAUGCAUAUCAGGCUGUGGUGAAGAUUGGUGGCCAUGUGUUCAAAGGGUUUCUCUAUGAUCAAGGGCUUGAGAAUAGGGAUGUGUAUUCGAAUUUUUCUGAGCUGCAUUUGGGUGGUGGGAGUGGCGGUGUUGGUGGUACUGUUGGUGGUGGAGGGAGAAAUGGGGCCUCAUCUUCUUCACCAAUGAUGGAUCCUUCAGAUGUUUAUGCAGCUUCAGGUGGGGGACUACUAGGAGGUUCCUCCUAUGGUAAUCCAAUAAAUUGAAAUUGAGUGUUUGGUUUUCCAAACAAAAAAAGCAAAUAUAUUGCUACGCUAACUUCAACGAUGAUCAGUGUUGAGUUCAACAGAAAUCAAACAUACUCUGAAUUUUCUUUCUGAGUACAAGAUGUUAAUAGAUGGGGCUUCGAGAGGCUGACGUUGUAGUCCUUUGCUGAUAUUGAAAGAGGUGGGAGGAUUAAUUUUUCUACUAGGCUUUGUAUCUUUAUUGCAUGUCACUCUUUUUCCUGCAUUUUCCAACUUGAUUUUAGUUCUAUUCUUUA